AUGACCGAAUCUCCCAGAUCCGAGAGGUACAUGGACCUCACCCGGUUCAGUACCCCGGUACCUGAAUUGGAUGACCAUCGCCACCAGAUGCAAACACCACGAAUUGAGGCACCAAUCGAGCGCUCGCUCAGCCCGCAUGAUACAACUCAGAUGAACCCUGCAAUGGAAACCCCUGGGCGACCAGACUUGCUCAACGUGCAAGAUGCCCUACGAGAUGGCCCCGUCUUCCGAGACUUUGAAAACGCCGUGGUCGACGACGAUCGAUCGCUGAAUGAGAUUGGGAUGGGACGACGCUUCUCUGUCGAUCCCGCAGCUCAAUAUCAUACCCCUCGCCAUAUCAGCAUUGCGCAGCAUGAUCUCGCCAAUGCCUCGUGUACCUCGUCCGUAUCGGCCCGGUCAUCAUCUCCCCCCAAUUCCGUUGAGGCUUUUGCCGACCCGCGUCGUCGUGAACGCGCAAACACCUUGGACAGCCAUGCACCUCCUGAUUUGGAAGCCAUCUUGCAGCGCACUGUCUCCGGUGGCACAAACAACCGGCGCCCAACUUUCAGCAACGCCAGUGCUAUCCGGCCCCAACUGGGCGAUGUGCCAUUCGAUUCGGCUGAGGAGGCUUGCUUUGACGAGCCAGGUCGUAUCCCCGUCAUCGAUUAUGAGGAAUUGGAGGAGUUUGUAGCUCUGAACCAAAACACAAAGGUUUUUACUGGAAACCGCCGCAAGCAUAGCAUGAGCUCGCAGAGCAAGAAGCCUCGCAUCUUCUACGACCUCCGUCCUGGCGCCGAAAGCCCCGAGGUUGGCGAGGUCAAGAAAACUGAUGCGUCGGACUCUUCCGAUGAAGAUGAGAAGAAGCCCAAAAUCACCGAUGAAAAGGAGCUGCUCAAGUCACUCCAAAACACAAACGAUCCUACUCGUUUCGGCUUUUUCUCGUCCGAGUCUCAGACUACGGUUCAUGCUGCCGACCUGGGAGAUCUGGUGCUUCCAGGCGAAACCUUCCGGGAUCUCUUCGAGCUCGGGCCUGAAGGUGGUGUUUGGUGGCUGGACGUUGUUAAUCCCACCGAUGAUGAAUUAGGUGCCAUAUCGCGAGCCUUCAAUAUCCAUCCCUUGACGACGGAGGAUAUUCAAACUCAGGAAGCUCGCGAGAAGGUCGAGUUGUUCAAGCAGUACUACUUUGUUUGUUUCCGGACUUUCUACCAAAUGGACAAGACCAGCGAGGAGUUCUUGGAGCCAGUCAAUUUCUACAUGGUCGUCUUCCGCGACGGUGUACUGACCUUCUCGUUCGAUGACAACCCUCACGCCGCCAAUGUUCGGAAGCGUAUUGGAAAGCUGCGCGACUACGUGGCUCUCAGCAGUGACUGGAUCUGUUAUGCCAUGAUCGAUGACAUCGUCGAUAGCUUCGGUCCAGUAAUCCGCGACGUGGAGCUCGAAUCUGAAGCAAUUGAAGAUCAUGUAUUCAUCGCGCGUGUCGACGACUUCGAAUCCUUCCUCCCGCGCAUCGGAGGCCUCCGCAAGAAAGUCAUGAGUCUGAUGCGCUUGCUAGGCGGUAAAGCAGACGUCAUCCGUGGUUUCUCCAAGCGUUGCAACGAGCAGUACUCUGUUACCCCCCGUGGUGAUAUCGGCUUGUACCUGGGCGAUAUCCAAGAUCACGUCGUAACCAUGAUGUCGAACUUGUCUCACUUCGAGAAGAUGCUCAGUCGCUCGCAUACCAACUACCUGGCCCAGCUCAAUGUUACUAACCUUGUCCUGGGUAACCAUGUCAACAAGGUUCUUAGCAAGGUUACUCUCAUUGCUACUAUCCUGGUGCCUAUGAACUUGAUCUGUGGUUUGUUCGGUAUGAACAUUGAGGUUCCUGGCCAGCAUCACAAGGGCCUCGAAUGGUUCUUUGGUAUCCUCGGUGUUAUGGGUGCCAUUGUUCUUGUCAGUAUUGGGUUGGCCCGUUGGCAGAGGCUGGUGUGA
Molecule: messenger RNA, 1947 nt
Organism: Penicillium antarcticum
Lineage: Eukaryota; Fungi; Ascomycota; Eurotiomycetes; Eurotiales; Aspergillaceae
Product: magnesium transporter CorA family protein
Exons: 2
Coding region: 1-1947 (648 amino acids)
Biological process (GO): intracellular magnesium ion homeostasis; magnesium ion transmembrane transport
Cellular component (GO): plasma membrane
Molecular function (GO): magnesium ion transmembrane transporter activity
Source: RefSeq, a predicted model, not a curated record